AGUUUGCCGCCGAUUGCAACACCUCAAGCCGGAAGUCAUGACUGACACAUGGUCGUUUUAUUUUUUUUAUUUAAAUAAAUAAUAAAAGAAGUUUAGACAAAUGAAUUCGUUUAAAAGAACGAAUGUUCAGACUUUCAAUAAAACUGCAGUUCCAGUCACUCCUGAUUCAAUUUAUUGGAAAAAAUUGGGGAAACCGUAUCACAUAAAAGAGUUUGGAGGCAUCGAUUAUAUUGAUUUUUGUCACUCGGAGCAAAACUAUUUUGCAGUUUCAUGUUCUGUCCGUGUCCAAGUUUACAACCCAACCACAAAACUUGUUAUUAAAAACUUCUCCAAGUUUCAACAACAAGCAUAUGGUGGAAAUUUUCGAUAUGACGAUCGCCUCUUAGUUGCUGGAGAUGAAGAAUCAACAGUGCGUCUCUUUGACGUGAGCUCUAAGAAUAUUCUGCGUUUGUUCAAAGGACACAAAGCACCUGUUCACCGCACAUUCUUUGCAAGUGAUACCACUAUUGCAAGUUAUUCCGAUGAUAAAACAGUCAAAGUUUGGGAUAUUCCAUCAGAAAAAGCUCUUAAUACUUUUGCUGAACAUAGCGAUUAUAUUAGAGCAGGAUGUGUGAGUCCUGUUUCACUAAACCUCAUAUUGAGCGGUGGCUAUGAUAAAAUUGUAAAAAUGUAUGAUACUCGAACUGCGAAUAGUGUGAUGGAGGUAAUGCAUGGAAGUCCCGUGGAAUCUAUGUUAAUGCUUCCGACGGGAGGUAUUUUCAUUACAGCCGGUGGCACUGAAAUUAAAGUUUGGGAUGCGCUUGGUGGUGGAAAAUUACUCGCUAGCAUUAACCAACAUCACAAGACGGUAACCUGUUUGCGCAUGGCAAGCAAAGGGAAACGUCUUGUGUCAGCCAGUCUGGACAAACAUUGUAAAAUAUACGACAUUGCUACAUACCAAGUGGUCCACAGCAUUGAUUUUCCCAAUUCGAUUCUCAGCUUGGGUUUGGCAAAAAAUGAUAAGGUUCUUGCAGGUGGAAUGGUUGAUGGGACAGUGUCUGUUUUUCGCAUGGAUGAUACGGAAAAUGAUGAAAGCAAUAUUAAAUUUACGCAACAACAAAGACGCUUUGACGUAUUGGAUAAAGUAGAUGAGGUCAUAAAAGACCACGUUAAAAAUGCUGAACCGCAAUACGACAAAUAUCUCAGGAAGUAUAAUUACUCUGCUGCUUUGGAAUUUGCAUUAAGACCUCAUUUGACAAAUAAAACGCCUCAUGUAAGUGUUGCCAUUAUACGAGAGCUCAUUCAUCGGAAGGGCUUGCAGAGAGCACUGAUGGGACGAACACAAAAUGUACUUGCGAGGUAUUUAAAUUUCAUUAAAAAAUACUUCAAUGACUAUCGAUUCAAUAGAACACUCCUCGAUGCAGCAACAACUUUUAUGCAAGUCUAUGAACAUAGCAUAUAUAGCAUGUCUUCAGAUGUACAACAACAUUUCAUAGCACUAAAAGAUCGAAUUCAGGAAGAAGAAAAACUUUCGUUAGAGUUUAUGGAAUUGCGGGGAGUAAUGGAAUUGUUAUUUAGUGCUUCAAAUGUUGAAUCUAUUGAUUCAGUCAAGGCGCAAAAUUACAGUAAUUUACAAACUGCAUCGGAGGAUGCAAAAAGAAAGUCUAUCAUUUCUGUUGAAUAAAAUACGUAAAAUUUAUUUCAAUAAAUCCAAAUCGUUUUGUAACGAUUCUAACGUUGUGAAAAGAUUUUUCAACUCUUCAUUUGCCAUAUUCAAAUGCAAAUUAUUAUUUUCAUUAACUGUUUUUAGUCUCAAGACGCUAGCUGGAAAUUUGGACUUUUGAUGCGUAGAUGAACUUGUUGUUACUUUUAAAUCCCACUGGACAUCAAGAAGUUCUUUAUCAGCAACAACGCUUUCUAAUAAAGACUUUGUUUUUGUCAUCCAAUAAUUUGUCAGCACUUUUGCCUUUUCGUCUGACAUUUUCAACUGAACUAUCAAAUCCUCACGAAUUACAUCAGGAGUGCCUAUUACAACCAUUAAUCUACUUAAAAUAUAGCUCAACGUUUUAAUUGAAACAAUCAUUUCUUUUUUAUCCAUCUCUGUUGUUUGAAAUUCAGCCAGCUUUUGUUCCUUUUCUCUUUCAUUUCCGAAUACUUUUGAAUAUGCCAAAUCUAUUAGACUGUAAAAGAGAGUGUUGUCGUCCAAUGUGUUAAUAAUCGAUACACCAUUCAAAAUUUUUUCUGUCGGACUGAUCCAAGACAUGUUUUUUCAAGGGAGUAAAUAUAAUUUAAUAGG
Messenger RNA from Culicoides brevitarsis, 2275 nucleotides. Its product is annotated as U3 small nucleolar RNA-associated protein 15 homolog. Gene Ontology annotation, molecular function: protein binding. Gene Ontology annotation, cellular component: nucleolus. The record is from RefSeq and is a predicted model, not a curated record. Lineage: Eukaryota; Metazoa; Arthropoda; Insecta; Diptera; Ceratopogonidae. The transcript has 2 exons. The coding region runs from base 101 to 1663 and encodes 520 amino acids. Gene Ontology annotation, biological process: rRNA processing; positive regulation of transcription by RNA polymerase I.